Messenger RNA from Xyrichtys novacula (pearly razorfish), 16689 nucleotides. NCBI's taxonomy places the organism in Eukaryota, Metazoa, Chordata, Actinopteri, Labriformes, Labridae. The record is from the annotation of a GenBank genome assembly.
CUCGUGGCCGGAGGCUGGUGACGACGGUUGCCACAGAGCGAAACCGAGACAGAAAAAUGGCGGACCUCAGGAAAAUCUGUCCUGAGUUUGAGCCCUGUCGUGUCAGCUAUUCGCGAAAAACGCCACUUCAAGGGAAGCUUUUCAUCCUUCUUUGCGCUCUUAUUGUGGACUCCGGUGGAGCUACGACACACUGGGUCGUCACAGAGGAUGGGAAAAUCCAACAACAAGUAUGACUGUCAACAUUAGCUCACUGACCUGCUAACGCUAACGUUAGGUGGCGAGUCUGGAGAUGUGUUUAUUAGCGUGAACGAUCACUUAAGGGGAACUGUUUAUUUCAACUAAUCGUAACCUCUUUAUCGGGUUAGGUUGUGUUUUAUACAACGAAAAGGCAAUGUUAAAAUUCGUAUUGUUUUGUCAAGUCUGUUAGCCUAUAGUAGCUACCUUUUAACUGGCGAAAACGAUUGGUUUCCGAGGUCAAGAUGACCAAAGUAUUUCAGGCCCGUGUCAAAAGUCCGUAUCUGAUAAUGCUCGCAUAUAUGUUAGAGGUCAUUAAAAUGUUGCUUAAUGCCGACUGCCACUAACUUACCUCAGACAUGUUGAAGGGACAACUGUUUCUGUUGUAAUGUUAGUCUUUAGUCAUCGAAUUGGCUGAGGCUGCACAUCUGAAUUGAGAGAUAAACAGGCAGCUUUUUCUUAAACACUUAACCGAGUUUUAAUACGCGGUCAUAUCCUGGAGAUUCAUCCACUCAUUAACACUGUUUGUAUUCACUGAGGCUGUAUAGGAAUUUGUCAAUGUACCAGAGUGUUAGUGUUUAACCCACUGUUUGUGUUUCAGGUUGACUCACCAUUAAAUCUGAAGCAUCCGCAUGAUGUUGUGAUCUUCAUGAGACAAGAGACUCGUGUUAACUACCUCAAGAAACUCGAGGUACGUGUCUGUCCACAUACACCAGCCAGCCAUAACUUUAUGAACACCUGAGCAGUAUACUGCAGUCCAGUACAACAACUCCACCUUUACAAAGCGUCUAUGUUGUUUAACUAAUAUGGUCAGACAUUUAAUAUUUGUACUUUACUAUAACACCCUUUAGUACAGGACCACAUUCACCCCCUGUUUCCUACAAUAAACACAAAGUGCAGUAAUCACCUUCUGAUCACAUCAACAAAAACAGAAAAUAUAGGUUCAUAUUAUUGUUGCUGGUCAAUCUUCAUUUAUCGGUCAUCACACUAUGACCACUGCUUAACUCUUCUGCAACAAACUGCAAAGCGCUGUAGGUUGAAGCACCGUUUUUUAUCAGAACCAGCAUGAACUUUGUCUGUAGUUCAAGCUUCACUGGCUCCAACUAGUCAGCCUCUGACCAUGUCUCCACACAAUAUUAUCAUCAGAUCAGGGUGAUCUGCUCCGAUUCUAGGUGUGAAUGUUCAUUUGUGUGCGCUGACAUCUGAUUACUAAGUCCACAUACAAGAGUGAUCAAAGAGGCAGUUGUCUGCAUUGGUCUGGUGGUGUGUGUACUCUCAUGUGUGCAGGGUCACAUUAGGGACCGCCUACUCUCCCCAUAUCUCACUCAGUUCACAUGGAGCCGGGUUUAUGCUAACAGGUAGAACCCUCUGAUAGUGAUGGUGGCUGAAGUGAAAGAAUAAGAUCUGAUCACUGGAAACCUAUGGUAAACAUGUGUGAGUAGUUGCACUUAAGGCUGGUCAUUUUUGUUCUGACCACUAACAACUCCCAUGUUUGUUUAGGAACUGUACAGCCCUUUUGGUUGCGUCAGAGUAGACCACUGCAAACCAGAAACACUCACAAGCGCUGUUGUGUGGGAGACCCAACUGUCCAGCCACUAUAUGGCCUUUGUCUUUUUUUUUCCACACUUGCCCAUUUUUCUUGCUACCAAACAGAAAAACUUUGAAGAAAGAAAAGUUUCAUUUACUGCCUGACAUAUCCACUGACAGGCGCCAGUCAUUACGUUUUAGCUGAUCAGUGUAUGUUCUCAAAAUGUGCUUUAUUGUGGGUCUCAUUCUGUUUAAUCUUGGUAACUGUAAAAGUUUUUGCUUUUAAAUACAUUUUCAUUUAUGCAGAGGAUGGUUGCAGGCACCUUUGUUCAAGUAACAAAAACAUUGUCCUUUACUUUACCUCAUCCUUUUUAUUCUGCUCUGUUUUUCGCUGAUUGUUCGUCCUUGGUCAUUACUGAGCAGAAGCAGCUUGUGGCACAGAAGAUUCACAUUGAGGAAAAUGAGGACAGAGACACAGGGUUGGAGCAGAGACACUACAAGGAAGAUGCAGAUUGUGUUAUGGCCAAGGUACCCCUGGGAGACCUUGACCUGUAUGAUGGGACUUAUAUUUCCUUGGAAAGCAAAAAUAUCAGGUAUACCCUCCUCAAUGUAAAUUGCAUUAUCUUCCCUACUGUGUUUUUGUCAAUUGUGUGGGGUGCCACCUCCUAGGGCACCAAUAUACCACCUUUAAACGCACAUGUUCUUUAUGGCUAUGAUAAAUCUGGAACUUUAAAUGCAAUUUUAUUCUUUACCCUAAUAGCCCUGAGGACUAUGUGGAUUCCCGCUCAGCUCUGCCUCCAGACCUAGAAAAGCCGGACUGUGCAAAAGUGUUUGAAUUACCUUAUAGCAUCCAUGCUUUCCAGCAUCUCAGGGUGAGUUAAGAUCAAAUUUUAAAUCGUUUUUUCAAAAUGAAACAUGAAGCAGGCAGAUUUAAACCUCUUUUGAAGAGAGUGGAAUAGAAACAGAGCUUUCCUGGGACUCUUUGUGUUGUUGCUUGAAAUUUUUGUUAUUUUAAAACUGUGAAGCAUAAAAAAACUGUAAAUAUUCCAAACAGAUUAAAUCAUACUUCAUGUAUCUCAUUGUAAUGUGUCUAACUAUGCUUUUAAAAGCAACCCUGUGUUAACAUUAAAGCUUUAAAAUGAUUAAGCGGUACAAGAGCAAAUGUAGUACAGGCAGCACACAUUAUUAGUACCGAAGAGUUAAGUUUGACAGAGAGUAAUGGGGAACUAUUACCCAUUGUCUUGAAAUAUAGACAGCAGUAAGUGUUUUGAUUCAUUUGUCCCUUUGCCUAUCAAUGCCAAUUAAAGAAAUAAUGUUGAGGCAUAGUUAAGUAUGACUAGAGUUCAAAAGCACUAAAUAUCUGAUGAAGGCUGUCUAUUUGCUGUCAAGGACUUUGCAGAUUUGUUUCUAUAAACAGGGAAGCCUUGCUUAUCACUUCAGAUAAACGCAGUUGUGAGUAUCGUAAUUACCUACAGUAAUGACCCUUAGAGCUCAAUGGGAAAUACAAUCUCAAUCCUAGAGGAGGCUGCAGCUGUGUGGUGAUAAACAGCAUCCCAGUGUUGCUGCGACUCUGUGAACAUGUGGCAGAAUUUCUGUUACUGAUUACACUCAGAAGUGUGCUGCCAGUACUGUGGUGUGUAUGAACUUUAUCCUGCACACACUUUUGGCUGUGUUGUGCCCAGUUGGCCUUUUUAAAAUCUUAGUUUUAGUUCUUUGCUUCAUAGAAAGCAGUGUUGUUUGUGUCAAUCAAAUGAAGCUGAGCUGUAUAGGUCCCUGAUCUAAAGUCUAAAGUCAACCCUAUUGAUGAAAAUUUUGUUGUAGCAUUUGCCAAGAUCUUUUGGAAAAAUCAUGUCAAGUCAACAAAGAAGUCUCAAAAAAAGUUAGAAAUAUGUUUGGCAAAUCAACGACACAAAGAGCUGAUAAACUGUCAGAGUGUAAAAACCUGAACCAGUGACACAUUUCUCAGUCAUUCAGUGGCGGCCUCUCCUUCUUUGAUAAGUUAAAAGAUAACAAGCAUGUUACAUUUAUUUGUACAGAGUUACACUUCCACUGUUUACUCUGAGGGUUGGCAUGUUUUUUUUUUUUUUACCUUGAACACUUGUUUACGCAGUGAGCGAUGUACAAAUUACCUUACCUGUGUUCCAACAAAGAUGUAGCACAUGUGUUUGACUAACUGACUGCUUCACCGUCUUGUAACUGACUCAUCCUUUCUCUUUGUUCCAGGGUGUGCAGGAGAGAGCUAACCUGACCUCUCCGCUGCUUUCUAAGGAAGAUCCCAUUUUUAGUUCAUUGUCUCAUAAACUGGGCCGCAGUGUAGAUGAAGUAGGCCAUCGCAUCCAUCAAGGGUUACAGAGGGUGAGGUCUGCUUGCACAGCUGUACAUAGAUACAUAUUAAUGUAGUUUCUCUCUUUGCAGAUAUUGGAGAAGCACUUGAAUGUUUGUAAAAAAUGAAACUGGUUUCAUUAAGCCUUUGGUAUAAGAAUGGAAAAAUGCCCAUCUGCUACAAAAGGGCAGACAUGUGUUGUUAGGAUUUUGUGGAUGUGUAAUUACGUGCAUAACAAAACCGUGUUUUAUUCCUUUAGGGAGUUUUAAAGCAGUGUGCACAUCUUUAUAACUGUUUCAGAACUCAUCAUCCUGGGUGCUCUACAACAUGGCAUCGUUUUACUGGCGCAUGAAGAAUGAGCCUCAGAGAGCAGUGGAUUGUGUGGUGCGUGCUCUGCAUUUCUCCCCAAGGUACUGUCAGACUGCUCAGAGGGCAAUACUCGACUAUUUACUGUGAGAGACUCCUCACAGGUGUUCUAGUUCUCACGUUGAGUGUGUGUUUUUUAUCAAACUUGCAGGCAGCACAAGGAUGUCGCCCUGGUCAACAUGGCUAACAUCCUGCACCGUGCCCACUUCUCAGCAGAUGCUGCUAUUCUCGCCCACGCCGCGCUGGACCUUACCUCCGAUCUAUUCACCAGUCACUACACUCUGGGCAACAUUUAUGCCGUAAGCCAAACAGAAACUAUCACAAUGUACUAUUACACUUAACACUCAGCUGCAUUUGGGCGUUUUGUGAUCGAGGUGAGCAUUUAAAAGUGUGUAUCUAUUAAAAAAAGCUUGCAAAAUAAGACUUUAAAUUGGCAACUACUUUAAAGUGCAAUUAUUCAGUGCUCUUAAGUGUUUAUUAUAUAAACGGUGUAACAUCCAUGGAGUAAUGUUUGACUUUUACCCAGCUGCCCUAAAUUUACAAGCACAAAGCCAUUACCGGUGCAGUUAGAAACCUUACAAACAAAAUCCUGCUGGUCUACUUUUUAUUCCUGUUAUUUAUGUGCCACUGCUGCUCCAGUAGCUCACAGGAGAGUCAUGUGUACUAAAGGUGGUAGCAAAGUUCUUGAUAAGGUUUUUUUACGACCUCACUGACUGCAGUUUAGUUCCAUAUUACCUUAAACACAAACAGGGCGGAUUUCAGCUGUCAGCAGUUUUUUAUCUGACAGAGUAAGAUAUUACAUUCUGAAUGUAAGGGUAUGGUGCAUUGCCAUGUUAAGACCCAUUAGUAACAGGGUUUCUAAAACAAAAAUUAGAAAUGAUAAACUCUUGUUAAAUGCUUCUACCUGUGCGUCUCCUUUGAGUCUGUCCAGGUCUUCGUUUUCCUUACAGCCUCAUUUCUUCAUGAAACAAAUCAGCACACUGUAUCAAUGUUUUGUUUAUAUCCUCUUCUUCUAUCCCUGUUUCACCAGAUGCUUGGGGAAUACAACCACUCAGUGCUGUGUUAUGAGCAGGCACUGCAAGCCCAGCCAGGCUUCGAACAGGCCCUGAGGAGGAAACAUGCUGUGCUUUGUCAGCAGAAGCUAGAGCAGCGCCUGGAAGCCCAGCACAGGUAGGCAAGCAUUCUUGCACACACACACACAUACACAUACACACCCAAAAGGCUGUUUCUGCUGGAUUACUACAUACUGUAAACACAAUCACAACAGUACAGGCAUUAACUUUGAUAUCACAACAAUUCCAAACAUGUCCCAUUGCAUGCAUCAGACUCCUGCUUACCUCUACAUUAGAUCUUGGGUGAGGCUGUUGAAAAAUGUCUCAAAUAUCAGAUUUUAUUCAAGCUUCAGCUUCAUUUUAAAAGUAAUGUUUUGGGAGUUUUUUUGUGACUACCAAGGCUGUGAAUUCAAGUUUCUGGCCUCCCUGCUAUGCAUUUACAGUCCUGCACCUCUAUUCCUUACCCUUAUAUUUGUAGAUCCCUGCAGCGGACCCUGAACGAGUUAAAGGAGUACCAGAAGCAGCAUGACCACUACCUCCGCCAGCAGGAGGCCCUGGACAAACACAAGCUGCUGCAGGAGGAGCAGAUUCUGCGUAACAUUAUCCAUGAGACCCAGAUGGCCAAGGAAGCCCAGCUUGGUAUGAAAGCAUGCUCAUAAAAUGGAGAACAGCUAUAACAGAUCCAAAGUGUUCUCAAAAAUCUUAACCUAAAAAUAAUGAAUUGCUUUAGCCAGUCAAAACUAUCCUAACUUUUGCUGGCUGCGAGUUAAAAGUAAUGUGAUUGUAUGGAAGCAAACUUCCUAUAUAAGCUGUUCAAUAAGAUUUACGGUCCUAAUAAUUUAGUCAUGUUCUUUAUGGUUAUUGCUGCAAACAUGUCUCAAUUAGAUGGCUAAACAGCCCUUUAGACUCAUUUGUCAUUAUGCGGUGCAGGGAACCAUCAGAUGUGUCGCCUGGGUCAACAGCAGCGCAGCCUUUACUGCCCCUUUGACCUGCCUGUGCGCUAUCACCGCGGGGAUCUGUUUGAACAUGUUCACUACGUCCAAGUAAGUCUUGCGAGACGUUACUGAGUUCAAGUUUGUCUUACAUCAUGAAAAGUAAAGAGAAGCAGACAGUUUCAAAACAAUUCAAUUCAAUGAAAGGAGAUGUCAGUGCGUGUUUGUCAGCUGAGGCAAACAAACAGAACAUUUCCAAAGAAAGCUCUUCAGUUCCUGUUUCUCUCUUCUUUCUUGUUUUCUCUACGAUCAUAGUUUGGUGAGGAGAUGUCAGUCGCAUCCAGUGUGGCUUUAGUGUCAGAGCGCAACUCAAACCAAACAGCAAAAAGCCCUCAACUUCAUCCCUCUGUAUCCGGUGACCAGGACCCUGCUGCUGCUCUGUGGGGUAGUCAACAGGAUUACGCACAGGCAAGACUGAGAGCUCUAUUUCUGCUGUUGUCUGUAGUUGGAUUCAGUUUUUGCAGACUACCUCAACUAUGAAGAAUAAAGAUAUACAUGUUAUCCAUAAAGCCAACACACUUUCAACAUUGAAGCUAUGAUCGUAAAAAAGGUUGCUGUCUGUGUUUUUGUCUUGUGUGUGAGUUGAAGGAGAGCCAGAGUGGUUUGAGAAAACAACCCUGGGACAUGAACACAUUUAGACUAUUACUCAUUAGAGUCCAAAGUUUUUAGAACUCUAAUUGGAAUAGAUUAAAAAGCUGCAUGAAUUAUUUGGCUUACCUUUAUUCUCUUGAUAAUUGAUGGGCAAAUAUGAAACUGAACAGAAUAGCAUGUUGGCAUUAGUAUAACAGAGGGAGCUUUAGUUUUUAAAGUUAUUUUUGACAUCAGCUGUUGCUGUUUUUCCCCAAAAUGACGGGUGCACUAAGCUGUUAACCACAGUGCAUACUGUUCAUACCUUCUCUGCUUAUAGAAAAGGUCUUUCUGCUGUUAUGUCAUUUACACUCCAGUUGUUUUAGAUCAUUUUCACUGUUUUUUUUCUCUUAUUUUUCUCCAAUAGUUGGUAAAUGUCUUCAUGAGAAAAAGCCUGACGGUUUCAGUUUUGUAACAAGAUUGUGUGUUUUGGUUGUAGGACAUACAGCACAUGUUGUGGCCUCAAAGGAGUGAAUGUGCCAACAAGUAUCCGAACGUUCCCCCUUCCCACCUGCUACCAACCUUCUACCUUCCACCUGAAACCCAGGGCCUCAGGUCAGAAUGUUGAACAGAUACUUUUAGGGUGCGAGCAGCAGCAUCAAUAACCUUGAUUUGAAAUUUUUAAAAAGUACUUUUCACUCUGGUUUGAAGUUUCCCAGAAGGAUUUCUAUGACUGCAGCAUGCAUUAGAGCAACACAAACUGAAUCUAGGUUAAAAAAAAGACUGCUUGCAGUUUCAGUUUCACACAUUAAAAUAUUGUGUUUAAUUCAUGUGUACCUGCAGCCCUGUGGCAACUGUCCUUUACGGGAGCAGCAGUCCUCCUCAGACAGUAGCUGUGCCAGACUGCGGCCCCGUACCCCAACCAUAUCCAGCCCUCCUGCCUGCCUCGCUAGACUGGCCUCUGGAAGAAAAGGAGCUGCCAGAUCUCUUCGCCUCCCAGGUAUCUGUCUGCCUGUCAGUGAAAAUGUGGGUCUGAUUUGAAUAAGAACAUAAUGGAGACCGAUGGAUUACAUCUGCAGUGUGUUUACAGAAUCUCUCUGCCCUGACUUUGUGUGCUUUUGUUUGAGUGUUCCCUGACUUAAUGUGACACAGUAAUGAAGGAUAUGCAAUCUUAAAUAGAUCAAUGUGUUGCAGAUACUGCAGUCACGCAGCGGAGGAUGGACCCUGGAACAGAUUGGCUCUAGAAUAGCUCAAGCUAUGAAACAAGUAAGAAUGCUGCUCAACCCUUUGGCUUCAUGAAACCAAAACAUACCUCACCCACUACCUCAUGUGAAGUGCCUGCAAGUCUAAAACUAUUAAAAAUGAUAAAUAGUACUUUUUGUUAUUGUGCAAUUUAACGACCUUUUGAUAGAAAUAACCGGACCAGUAUUCCUCAGCAUGUGAUUUGAGUGUUUGGAUUAGCCGUCUCAUAUUCUGGAUUAAAACAUGGAAAGCUUUGCCUUCAACUAUGAAUUUGUUCAGUUUUAUUAAUGAAAUGAUGGUUGAAAAAGGGGUUGGCUCAGUUUCCAAUUUUUGAGUUAAUUCAGUCAGUUAAAUGGUGCAAAUGGCCUCAAGCUCCCAUCUUUAAAUGAGAAUCAAAUGACACUUCACUCCAAACUAGACUUGUCUGCAGUUCUAGUGUGCUAAAUCCAUACAAUGUUGUCUAUUUUAAGGGCUAACGGAUCCUUGUUUGUUUGUAUAGGCCACUGUGCCCCGCUGGCAGGUACACAAUGAGGCGGCUUUGUACUGGCGAGCAAAAGGCAACGGCAGUCUUGCCCUGCAGUGUCUGCGCCAAGUGUUGAGCUCAGCUCCGCCCUCCCACCGCCACUUGUCCCUCACCAAUGCUGCCAACUUGCUGCUACACCAUGGAUUGACUGACCAUGCAGAAGCACUUCUGGAGCAAGCAUUGGCGCUCAAUGCAUCAGAGGUAAAGGCAUGAGUGUAUUUUCACGCUCUUGCACUGUAGUACAUGUACAGAUUUUACUGUUAUUACCAGUAUUGCAGGUAAUGAAAAUACUCAGAAAUCCAUCUAUAAAUCAGAUCUUUGAAUAUCUUACAGAAAGGAGGAUUAAGAAAAAACAGGGAUUUAAGGCUGAAAGUAAUGAGGAGGGCAAAGUUGCAAAAAUUUCUGUUUGCACAGGACAAGGUUAUCUAAGUUGACAUGCCUCGAACAAAAUGUACAAUGACCACAACAGUUUACAGCCUGACUAUUUGACACAUAGUUCUAUUUGGCGCCUUACAGUUUGCUGAAUGUCUAAGUGAAUCUUAUACAUUCAAUAUUACAUCAAAUCAUAUUAUGAAAAAAAGCAUUAUCAAUGUCAAGAUUAUUUUAGAAGCUUAAAUAUAAUUCAGCCUCCUCAAAUUGCUUGUAGACCUUACACAUUUCAACUCGAAACAGGACCUUUGAGGGAAUUACAGUGGCCCAUAAUGUGCAGGAUAAGCAAGACACUCUUGAAUCAGAAAGGACUGAAAUCAAUAGGGAACACUUCCAACAUCUUGUUCAGUCAUGCUUUAAGAAUCAGGGGCCUGUUGGAGUUAGGAAGGGCUUUAUUGAAUCAAAUGACCUUAAGUGAACAGUGCAAAUACCACAGCUAGAAUCCAUGUGAUAUCCUGAGCUGGAACAUUUUUAUUGGUAAAUUUCAAAUAAUGAUAAAUGACUCUCCAGAAGUCAAGCACUGUUUGUUUGGUAUAUCCGUGUAGGAUGAGCACACGUCUGUUUAAAGUGAGUUUUUUUUACCUUCGCUUCACAUUAGCUAACGUUCCCCUGUUGUGUUUUGUUCAGCCCCACACCCAGCUCAGCCUGGUGAGCGUGCAGUUGGCCCAGGGCAAUGUGACAGGUGCUCUGGCAUUGUUCCGCCACAUCCUGGUGACGGCCCUUUCCUCCUCCUCCUCCUUUUCAUCCCUCGCUGGCUGUGAACAGUGUCGCACCAGCCUGCCUCUGCUGCGCUGUCUACAGUUCUACCCCUUCCUUUACAAUCUUUCACACAGACCACCCUGCUCAGGUAAGUGGAUGAAAACACACACAUCCACUUCACUUCAGACUUAUUUUAGUCCUUACACUAGCACACUCUGAUUUUUGUUACAGCAAGGAACGAAAGUGCGUAUUAGGAUUGAGGUUUUCACAACAUUAGCAUUAUUCCUGGGGUAAAGUUUAAAGGGCUUCUGUAAAAUGUCUGGCAGCUUUUUAAGAAGUUUUGUAUAAAGCUUCAAAUUGCAUCACUCAACCAUGUCUGAGCAAGAACCUUAAGUUUAUGUUGGCUUCACAACACAAACCUCUUUGUUAGUUAAUCUUGCCAUAUUCAACAAACAUGUAGGGACAGUAAAGAUGUGAUGUGAUUUUCUGAACUUUUCCAGCUGUAUUGGCAAAUUCUCAUUUAUGUGUCAUUCAGAAGGGAAAAUAUGAAUACAAGUCCCGCCUUACCUUUUUUCUUUUUUUAUUUUGGUUCGACUUCAUCUAAAGGUUUAUAAAUAUCUUUGGAAAACCAAAAAGAUUCAGAAAAAUCCAGAUUUUCUUUGAACUUAGCUACAAAAAGAAAAUCUUUUUAAUGAGGCUUGUAAUUAUUCUUUUGAGCUCUUCUCUCGUACUCUACCUACUUGCUGUGUUUCACUGGAAAUGAAUCAGACGUGGGAUUAAAAUACGCUCUGCCGUGAAGUGCAGCCAUGUUUUUCAACCAUUUUAAUCUCAAAUCUAGGAAGCUUUCAUAUUGUCCCUUGAAGUUGCAUGAGUACCUAUGAGGAACAAGUACGAUAUUGUCCUCCUGGUAUGAAUAGAAACCGCGCCUUCUCCUUUAUUCAUAUCAGCGGGAGCGGAGAGAAAAGUGCUUUGAAGUGGAGAAAUUUGGCCACUAAAUUAUUUAGGCAGCAGAAAAUAGCUGAAGCCAAAUUUAGAGGGGUCUAUAUUUUACCCUCCAAAGCUAAAUAUUGCUCCCAUAAAGCACACUGAGUACAUGAGGUCAAAGAGGCACUUUUGAAACACACACAUAAGUGAGGUCACCGAGAUUGAAAUAUAUUAAAAAAAGUUGUUGAAUUUUUGGUGGUUACAGUCCUUCCCACAUUUUGAAUCGUGUUUGGAGUGUGAAAAAGUUUUAAGAGCGUGUGAAAAAUACAACUUAACAUUUUUAAAUUCAGUCUUGGAAAAGGGUUUACGUCUUUGCUUAAUUAACAGCAUUUGCUAUGAAGAAUCCCCGUUCGCUAACCGAGAGGUGAGAGGGAAACAGCAGCCCAACAAAGCGCCACUUAUCUUUCCUGUCUUUUCACCUAUAGAGUUGUUUCAUUUGGUUUGAACAGGUCUCUCAUAACUGCCGCAAGUCGUCAUUUACACUAAGAAAGUUCCAAAUCGAUGCCACCGAGUUCCACGAGAUCAAAUCCCAAACCACUGAUUUGUUUUUGACGACAGAAAACAAAUAAAGUUGUUGCCCCAAAAGUUUGUAAUAGGAGAUUGGUCGCUGAUGUAAAACCUUUUAUCAUCUGGAUCUGGUUUCAGCCACCGUAUCGCUCAGUGUCAGAGUGAUAACAGAAGCCGUACUUUAAGAGAACGCAUCCAAGGUUACGUCUUCAAUUCAAAGUAAUUAUCGAAGGUGCCUUUGUAACCUCUUCUUUUCAAUUAUGGUUACACAAUCUCCCACAUAAGUGCAAGAUAACUUCAAAUACUCUGCGGAAUAAUUUCACUACAAUAAGACCUUCAACAGAUGGAAACCGUGUUUGAAAAGUAGAUUUUACAUCCUUUUGUGAAAUUAUGAACACAUAUUUUUUCCCAAAUGAGUCUCUGCUCUAAGUGUUUGACCAGGUUAAAGUUUGGAUUAUGAGUGUUGAUUUUAACCUGAAUAUCCUUGACCCAGAUGGUGACCCCUGCAUGACUGAGGAGGACCUUGGUAUACAGCUGGAGGAAUGGGAAGGCAGUGAAGAGAAGCAAGAUGCAGCAGCCAUAUCAGCUAUAGAGGACUCACUGCUCUUUGAGAGUAAGAAUAUGAUAUGGCGUCAGCUUGACUGCAAAGUGAAAAUAAAUCCAGUUUACUUUAUCCCAAGAGAGUGUGGUCCAAGGAAAUUACUGGGUAUAUUACUGGGCUCUGUAUAGUUUCAUGUGUGCCAAAAUUGAUGCUCCCACCAGCAUGGACGAGACUUUGUUGUUUGUAUGAUUUGACAGAUUUAUUUAAACAAGAGUUUAUCUGAUCACUGUUUGGUACAUGGGUAUCUCGGGAACCUGAGGUGAAUGAACUUUAUUUAUUGACAUGAUAGCAGCAUUUUUGUGAGUUAGGAAAUUUCAUUCAGACUUUGACCUCAUUAUUCUUACAUCUGCUGGAAACAAAAUCAGAGACAGCCCCACCCCCACCCCUGUACUUCAACAUUUUUCUUGUGUACAUUGUCAUUUAUUUCUUGUGCUCAUGCCUGUUCCUCUAACUAUCUUCAGAGGUUAUCUUGGACAGCAAUGGGUCGGGUGAAGCAGCUGGACAGCAGCAGUCUUCUCCCCCUCCCUCAGGAUCGGCGAAAAUGGCCUCCUCAUUGGGAAGUGGAGGAGUAGAAGGGGAGGAGGAGUGGCAGUUAAAAGAGGACCUGAUGGGCGCUUUUGGGGGAGCGCUGGAUGUUGGAGGGAAACGAGGGGACCUAAGAGGUAUCCGGGUGCUGAAGAAUGAUCGUGUCAUGGGUGCCCGUGCGGGUGGUGGGCCCUGUUUUGGAAACUGUGAGGAUGAUGAAGGGGCUGAGUGGGUAAGCAUCAGUGCAGGAGCCAAGUUAAAAUCACCACAAAUUGACAUGUUGAUUGGGCUGAUGUUUUUAUGUAGCUGUACUCAAACCGUGGUUGGCUAUUGUUUUUCAUUAGAUCACCUUCCAGGUAAAGCGAGUCAGGAAGGCCAAGGUUGACGGGACGGAGAGCGUUGCCAGUGCUGAUGAUAGUCAGAUCGGGGAGAUGUUGCCUGGAGGACACUCUGUCUUAGAAAUAAGUGGGCCAACUAUCCCAUCCCCUGGCCCUUCAGGUACCUCACCUACCUGCAUCACAUUUCCCUCCACCAGUGUAAACGCAUGGAAAGUACUGAGAGCCGUGUCUUUUGUGUUGCUUUUCUUAACUCCAGGUCGCUGGAGGGAUUACACAAGUCUUGGCUGGCCUGGACCAGAAGAGUGCCAGCGGACACGAAGAGUAGACCUCACCACCGUAGCUAGCACCUGGCUGGCUGUGUCUGCCAAGAACAUUGAGUAAGCUCUUGUGGUCUUGACUAGGGUCAAAUGUUAUUUCUUGCUAAACCAUAACAGCUCAGUCCAAAAAACUUCAGGAUGUGGGUCCACGAGUAAAGUUGCUAUCUUGCUGAAAAUUUAUCUCUCAAACACUGACCUUGUACAGAUUGUAAGUUGGGAAUUUACUUUUUGAAAUUGGGAAAGUUGCAUUUGAAAAAUUAUGUUUAAAACUUUUGAUAGUAUGUACAAACUUUAAUUUGUUGUGCUUUAAUUUAGUAACCAUUGGAUUUUGAGGAAAAGUAAAUAAAAGGAGAAAUGCCGCUGCCAUGUUGAUAUUUGCUGUCACAGAGCAAAAAUCAUUUAUUCUUUUAUUCAAUCCCUUUUUUUGUUUCAGCAUUACAGAGCACAUAGACUUUGCCACUCCACUCCAGGAGCCAGCUGCUGAACCUUUGUGUAACGCAAACUUAGCUGCCAGUAUGCACACCUUGGACCACCUGUCUGGAGUUGCCAAUCGAGCCGCCAUCCAUUACACCGGAGAGAGCCAGCUGCGGGAGGUAGGCUGAAGCAGAAGGCACCCUGUAGAUUUUUUAAUGAGAGCAAAAGACGUGUUGAAUACUCACCCAGACAUACAUGAAAACAUUGAAGGUUGAGUUUCAGCUGUACAGGGCUUCUCUUAAAUGAAAACACUCCCAGAUUGAUGUCGCUAAUUUCAGACAUUUUAACUACAUAUGAACUUAAACUGGCACAACAGAAACAAUCAGGGGACAGGUUCACAGCAACUGAAAUCUUGAACUAAGUAGAAGUUUAAUAGCCAAGAUAACUUAGAAAAUGCUGCAUGUGCAUUAUUAUCCACACAUAGACAAAAGCCAGGUGGGUUUUCCAAGUAUAACCAGAUCAUUAAUUUCAAUGACCUCUUUUUACUCUCUGCACCUUUCAUCUGAAAAUCUCCAGUGUUUGACAUAUACUUUGCAGAUCAUAGAGAGAUUUUCUCCAGUAUAUCCCUCCUAUUCAUGCACUGACAGAGAUGUCACAUGUUGAGAUAACAGAAACAUUAGUGACAGAUUUCAAAACCUGAAAUAUGAUGGAAUUUUACAUGAUAAUUUUGCAAUUAACAUUUUGCAUGUUUCACUUUUUUUUCAAACCCUCAGGUCUUGCAAAACCUGGGCAAAGAUAAGUUUUCCCCACAGUCUUUUGAGCAAGUGGGAACACGCAUUGCUAAAGUCCUGGAGAAGGUAAGGGCGCUGAUGUUCUCCUGCUAGUAGAAAUACUUCUGCAUUCAAAAAGUAAAUGUGUCAACAGUCUUGAUGAUCACUUCAAGGCGCCGUAACAAUGAAUGUCUGAAUAAAUACACAAACUUUUGACAGAUUUUAUGUCUUCAUGGAGUCAAGAUCUUAUUCUUGGUAUUCCCUAAGUCAAGAGUCAGCUGACUUUAUAAAUACUUGUGUUUAUGUGAAUAGCAAAACAGCAAAUGUACCUUUUUGUGCAGUUUGAAAGCUCUUUAGAUUGCAGUGACACUUGUUCAUCAGACAUUGAGAGCUCUCCUGCCAUGGCGUUUCAGAAAAUUCUUAAAGGACAGAAAAAGCUCCCUGUUUGUCUAAUUGUUGUUCAUUGUAAAACUGUGAAACAAAUUGCUUGUCUGUAGGAAAGAAAUUAUUAGAGCAAAGUGCCAUCUCUGUGUAUAAUUUAUCACUAGUAACACCCAGCUAUUGUAACACCUCGAUUUUACACUCGAUAAGAUUUUGAAUCUGCAUUCAAACAGAAUCAGACAUCCUGGGUUUUAUCCAGCAUGGCUGCACUGUACUGGAGGGUAAAAGGUCAAGGAAAGAGAGCCAUCGACUGCCUGAGACAGGCCCUCAACUAUGCCCCUCAUCAGAUGAAGGCAAGUCAGACAUAUACUGUGUUAAUACCAACAAUAAACCAAACUUCAGGGAGCAAAGUUUAAACCUGGAAACAACGAUCACUAAAUCCUCCUGUUCUUAUAAUCUGUGACCCAGGAUGUUCCCCUGAUCAGCUUGGCCAACAUCUUCCAGAACGCCCGUCUAUGGGGGGAUGCUCUCACAGUUGCCCGUAUGGCAGUAGAAAUCGCCCCACACUUUGUCGUGAACCACUUUACUCUCGCCAACGUCUAUAUCGCAAUGGUAAGGACAGCUUUUAAUUGAUUUUUGAGCAUUUUUACAGUACUGUCCUCAGAGUCACUUGCUGCAGGUCAUGUGUCUGUGUAGUGAUGUGAUUUUUGUUUCCCAUGACAACAGGAGGAGUUUGAGAAAGCCAUGCGCUGGUACGAGUCCACUCUGAAGCUGCAGCCAGAAUUUGCCCCCGCCAAAGAUCGACUAAGAACCAUUCAGUGUUACCUGCUCACCAAGAGGGAACGCCGUCAGCCCUGAACUAACAAAUCUGAGCGUAGAAGUACUCCACAAUCAUACACACACCAGAUAACAAACACACACACACACACACAGACAUGCACACACACACACUCAUCUGUAGACCACAGACGACUUGCACAGAAUAGCAGUGUAAGCAAAUAAAACGUGGUUAGAGAUGAGAUAUUAAGAUUCAUAUCCAGGAGAAACUGGGUACUUUUUCUGUUGAAGAGCCAGCUCCCCAAAGAUUUAGAUUUUACUAGUACAACUGUAGAUAAUUUACCCUCAUUCUCAUCUUUAAAUGCAGGACCUCUUGUUGUUUAACCAUCAAGAAGUUAAGACAGCCAAACUCAGACUAUUUCAUGUUUGCUUAACUUGCAAUAAAUGGAGGGGGGGUUGAAAGUGAAUGAUACUGUAAAGUUUCGGUUAAUUAUUUUUGCAAUAUUUUGAUUAAAAAUCUGGGCUAAUUGGAGGAAAAAGCUCAAAUUUACAUCAUUGUUAAAUGUUUUUAAGCAUUUUUGUUCCAAGAGUUUCCAUCAGGUGGGUUGGUAAGAAUAAUAACAUACUCACGCCUGAAGAUGGCGCCAUGUUUCAUUUAAACUUAACUGGAUAUUCAAAAUGAACCAAAUUUUUACAUAAAUUGUUUAAGUUAUUCUGAGAUGGUCAGUUAUCUGCCUCCAAACUCAGAGGUUAAAAGAGUUUUAACUACAAUCUACAUCUCAAUGUUUCUGCUUCAUCAAAUGAAUGGGAAUUCUUAGUUUUUGCACUUUUUAUUUCUAUAUCAUUCCUAUUUAUAUGGGACCUACAAACUGUCUGAUUUUGCUCCAAGGUAACUUAAAUACAAAAGAGAGAAAUUGAAAUAAGCUAUCACUUUUUGCUUCUUAAGUUAUGGAAAACAUAAGGCAGAAAAAGGAUUCGCCAUUGCUUUCUAUAAAAACUCUCAAAGUGGAAUCUGUAUUAAAUGUACAGUAUUAAAGGCAGUGUGUGGAUUUCAUUGUUUCUGUCCUCUGCGUUAAUUCUUUGGCUCUUCGGGAAAUAAAAAACGGUGUGGGCUCAUCAAA